AUGGUGAAGGAAAAACCGAAUUCUACAAGAAUAUACGACGAAGAAGGGUUCAGACGUCGUGCGGCAUGCAUAUGUGUUAAAAACGAAGACGAAAAUGAGGUGCUUCUGGUCACGUCCUCCAGGCGUCCCGAACACUGGAUUGUACCCGGGGGAGGAGUGGAGCCGGAAGAAGAAGCGAGCGUAACAGCCAUACGUGAGGUACUCGAAGAAGCUGGGGUUUUAGGUCAAUUAGGAAGAUCGUUGGGUGUUUUUGAGAACAUGGAGAGGAAACAUAGAACCGAGGUCUUCGUUAUGGUCGUUAGCGAAGAAUUGCCCGAAUGGGAAGACUCGCAAUCAAUCGAUCGUAAAAGAAAAUGGUUUACCGUCGAAGAAGCUUUGCAUCAAUUGGCACAGCACAAACCGGCACAAUUAACUUAUCUACAAUCGAUGAUUAGUUGUCGAAACGAUAAAGUCACAUGA
This is a messenger RNA of Pediculus humanus corporis (human body louse), 459 nucleotides long. Its product is annotated as Diphosphoinositol polyphosphate phosphohydrolase, putative. Gene Ontology annotation, biological process: diphosphoinositol polyphosphate metabolic process; diadenosine hexaphosphate catabolic process; diadenosine pentaphosphate catabolic process. The transcript has 4 exons. NCBI's taxonomy places the organism in Eukaryota, Metazoa, Arthropoda, Insecta, Psocodea, Pediculidae. Gene Ontology annotation, molecular function: endopolyphosphatase activity; diphosphoinositol-polyphosphate diphosphatase activity; bis(5'-adenosyl)-pentaphosphatase activity. The record is from RefSeq and is a predicted model, not a curated record. Bases 1 to 459 code for a protein of 152 amino acids. Gene Ontology annotation, cellular component: cytoplasm; nucleus.